Molecule: messenger RNA, 4607 nt
Organism: Lepisosteus oculatus (spotted gar)
Lineage: Eukaryota; Metazoa; Chordata; Actinopteri; Semionotiformes; Lepisosteidae
Source: RefSeq, a predicted model, not a curated record
ACAGUUGUGUUCGUCGUGCGGCUGUCGUUCUGUUUAGACAGCAGCAUGAGCGGAUCCCCAGCGUGCGUCUGUUCCAGUUUCGCUGCGUGAUGGUCCACACUUUCUCAGCUCUUCUUUAAGUACUGGCUGAGCGAGUUAGGAUGUCCGAGAGACUUUUAUCAGCGUCUCCAAACUGGUACUGCUCCCGGUCCAGUGACACGAAUGUCAAGGGAGUUUUGGGGUUUGGAGCUAAAAAUUCAGUAUAUUUGCUGCAGAUCAGUUCACAAUCGCCAGCCAUCCUAGGUGAGCUGACUGGCCACAGAGAGCGAGUCUCGGGUUUUACUUUUUGUCGCUACCCUGGCCAAGAGGACCUCUGCGCAAGCUGCUCAGAUGACGGGACUGUCAAAGUCUGGGACUCGCAGAAAAGAGCUCUGCUGAAAGAACACAAAGCCCACCAGAGCACCAUAACAGCGCUGCACUGGUCUCCCAUUGAAAAGGACCUGGUGGUCUCCGGGGAUGAGAAGGGGGUUGUGGUGUGUUACUGGCACAACAGGAACGACACACACAGCUUCUUCCCUGAGCCCAGGAAUAUCUUCUGCUUGUCCUGUUCUCCUCACAAUGAGAACCACAUCGCUGUGGGGUACAAAGAUGGGAUGGUGAUUGUCAUUGACAUCAGUAAGAAAAACGAGGUCGUGCACCGGCUGCGAGGCCACGAUGACGAGAUCCACGGCCUGGCCUGGUGCCCCCAGCCUGGCGAGGAAGCGCUCUACAGCCGGCCGGCGGAGGAAAGCACAAUCCGCCUUUGGAGCACCAGGAAGGGAAAAGGGGUGAUGACGCUAAAGCUUCCGUUCCUCAAGAGGAGGGGAGUUGGGGUGGAUCCCGCUGUGAAGGAGAGGCUGUGGCUCACAGUGCACUGGCCUCAGGGGCAACCGACACACAUAGUGUCCAGCUGUUUUGGGGGUGAGCUGCUGUUGUGGGACCUGGUGAAGUCUGGUAAACAGAAGUGGGCUGUGCUGGGCCCUUCGUCUGAGGGACAGAACCACUCGCGGAUUGUCUUUAACAUGAGCUCCACGAGCGCUGAGGAGAACAGAGAACUUCUGAUCAGCAUCUCUAUGGACAGAGAUAUAAAAUGCUGGGACUUGUCUACCCUGGAGUGCUGUUGGACGCUGCCGUCUCUCGGCGGCUUUGUGUACGCGCUGACCUUCUCUCCCGUGGAUACCGGCUCCCUCGCCCUGGGCGUCGGAGACAACAUGAUCCGAGUCUGGAGCACCCUGUCCCUGAAGAACAAGUACGACACCAAGGCGUUCUGGCAGGGAGUCAAGUCCAAGGUUACAGCGCUGUCCUGGCAUCCACUGAAGGAGGGCUGCCUGGCAUUUGGAACCGAUGAUGGCAAGAUUGGCAUUUAUGAGGCCUAUUCUAGCAAGCCCCCUCAAAUAUCCAGCACAUAUCACCGAAAGACGGUGUAUACUGUAGCCUGGGGACCCCCGAUACCGCCUCUGUCAUUUGGAGACGACAGGCCUCCAGUGGCUCUGUACAGCUGUGCUGGGGAAGGGGUAAUCUUCCAGCACAACCCCUGGAAGCUGGCAGAGGAAGCCACUGAUGUUGAUAAAGUGAUUCGGGACACGAACAGCAUUAAGCACAAAUUGUCACCACACACUGAUCUCAGCUGGAAACCUGAUGGCAAAAUACUGGCCAUUGGGAAUGAAGAUGGGUCAGUAGAUGUAUUUCAAGCCCCUCACCUACAGCUGCUCUGCACCAUUCAGCAGCAUCACAAGAUCAUCAAUGCCCUCUGCUGGCACCACGAGCACAGCAGCCAGCCGGACCUCGGUUACCUGCUAGCUUCUGGCUCCAGCAACGCGGUGGUGUACGUGCACAACCUCAAGAGCGUGAUCGGUGAGCAGGACUCGGCGUGCACACCUUCGCGGGGUUUGUCUGUGUGGGACGUGCUGAAGGAAGAGGCCGUGUGCAACUACAGGGGUCACAAGGGCCGUCUGCUGUGUGUCCAGUGGUCCCCUGUGGACCCCGAUGUGGUCUGGACAGGAGGGGAUGACUUCACCGUCCAGGAAUGGGCUGUAUCCAAGCAGGAGCACACAAAGCCCCCAAAAGGAAAAAAGGGGAUUGAGCUGGAGAAAAAGCGGACCACCCAGCCAAAACCAAAGGCCAAGAAGAAGAAGAAGCAGCCCAGCCGGAACGACAGCAGGUCCGAGGACAGCGAGGUCGUCAACGGGGAGGAGGAGGAGCGCGGCGGCUCCGCGCGGCUGCAGGAGGGGCCCGCGCACCUGGAGGAGGAGGAGGAGGAGAAGACAGAAUCCCAGAGGACAGCCGCUCUUCCCAGGCCUGCAGCUUGGUUUAAAGAAUCUAGGAAGGAAUUUAGUCGCCAGGAAGACAAGGCUGUGUUGGAAAAAGUACACAAUGGAGGGAAGGCUUUUUCUUUUGUGAAAAGAGAGACAAUUAAGGAUGAGAAGAAAAGAGAAAAACAAGAGACGGCUGGCAAGAAGAGGAAGCCCCGCUCCGUCCUGCCGCUCAGCUCCGCCAUGGACCACCGGCCGAAGGAGGAGCUCCACGGAGACUGCCUGGCACUGGCCGCAGUCCGGCACGGCUCAGCUGUGUCAGGCCGGCAUGAGCCCGGAGCCGGGGACCAGAUUCAGCUCGGCUUGUUUGCAGACAGAAAAGCUCUCUACAGAAUGUUUGAGGAAGAAGAAAAGAACCACGUGGAGGCAGGUCACUGCGAUGCUGCUGUCUGCCUGCUGCUCUGGAAGGGGGACAUUGCUGGGGCGCUGCAGCUGGCCACUGAGAAGGGGGAGCUGACCGAGCACUUGGUCUCUGUUGCCCCAAUGGCCGGCUACCAGGUGUGGUCGAGGACCGUGGAGGCCUUCGUGAAACAGCUGUGCUUCCAGGAGCAGUUCGUCAAGGCCGCCUCGUACCUGCUCUCCAUUCAGAAAGUGUACGAGGCGGUCGACCUCCUGAAGUCCCAGCAGCUCUACAGGGAGGCAAUAGCACUGGCCAAGGCCAGGCUGCGCCCCGAAGACCCUGUUCUCAAGGAUCUGUACACGGCCUGGGCCGCAGUGCUCGAGAGUGACGGCCACUACUCAACAGCCGCCAAAUGUUACUUAGCAACAGACUCUGGCUUUGAUGCUGCCAAGGUGAUUGCCAAGAAGGGGGAUGUAACGUCAUUAAAAGUAGCUGCAGAAGUGGCCCUGAUCCUGGGAGAAAACGACCUGUCACACCUGCUUUCCCUGAGAUGUGCGAGGGAGCUGUUGAAUUCCCAGGACUGGCUUGGAGCCCAGGAAGUGCUUAAGACCCAGGAGGGCUUACUGGCACACCGGUUACUGUACUGCACCAACGAGCUGCUGGUCAAGAGCCUGGCAGGGGCAGAGCUGAUUAACUGGAGCAGCGCUUCCACCCACCGCUGGGCGCUCGGACCAGACGAGGCCCUUCUGAGGGGAGUGGGCAGGGUGUGGGAGAGGGAGUUCGGCGUCUCUGCCGCCGAUGUGGGCAGAGUGGAGCUGCUUCACCAGCAGCUGAAGACCGUGGAGAACCCGGCCGUGACCGUGAACAUCCCCACAAAACAGCUGCUGUCCCAGCUCUCCCUGGACCUGACGCUCGCCCUGCUCAGCUCCCUGGGGGGCUCCUGGGGGGCGGCACUGGAGGAGCUGCUGCAGGCAGCCUCCCGCUGCAGAGACGCAGGACACCUCCGUCUGAUGAAGGAGCUCUGCGCGCGCCUCUUCCCAUGCGGCCUUGAAUCCGUCCUGCAGUUCAAGGAGAAGCUGGACUCCGGAGACCUGAAGGGCGCGGCGGCAGUCCACAGCCUGGAGGCCUUUGUGUGUUACCUGCAGCUGUACGAGUUGUGGUGGGGGAACAGUGAGCCCACUGCUCAAGCUCAAGAGGGGGCAGGCAUUGCGCCCCCUGCGGCUCUCGUAGACGGCGGUGCACGUGACCAUUCUGACCCGCUGAAUGGCUCCGAGGGCCCGGGUGAAGUAAGCACCAGCCAGCCCCCGGACGCCGGCUCGCUCGCGGAGGCCUGCCUGUCCAAGCCCCACGCCCUGCUCCAGGCCACUCGCAGGGCCCUUGCCGACCUACAGCAGCAGCUGUCCAGCAUGGUGCAGCAGCACCGCCAGGCUCAGGACGGGCCCGCGGAGGUGGAGGCCGAGGCCGAGGCUGGACCCAGCGCGGAGCAGGCGGCAGCCGGGGAACAGGGACCGAGUGAGGAGCCUGGAUCUUUAAUACCCUUGGUUUCUCAAAUCGCCGAACAGAAUCAGCGACUGGAUGAGAUUCCCGAGGAUGUGAAGCGCCUCCCUUUCCCGGACGUGGUGGAGUGCUGCCUUGUCCUCCUCCACAUGGACCGUGCGCCUGAAGACGUGAAGGGCAGAGCUCUAGGUCUCGUGCAGCAGUACGGAAAUACAGACGCCCAGAGGAAGGCCUGUCAGAAAUUCUGCACAAAAAACGACGAACCUGCCGGAGAAUAAAAAAAAAAACCGUACCGAGUGGUUUUUCCGAUUUCAUUCCAGGAAUCCUGGAUCCGUUUCUCCACUUUUGUUGUGAAUACAGCAAGAAUACCUAGAUAGCAAACCGGCCUCAAUUUUGUAAGCUUGUAAAUAAUAAACUGUUUUUUCACUAUGGCAAGAAAA